Messenger RNA from Gryllus bimaculatus (two-spotted cricket), 924 nucleotides. The record is from the annotation of a GenBank genome assembly. NCBI's taxonomy places the organism in Eukaryota, Metazoa, Arthropoda, Insecta, Orthoptera, Gryllidae.
ACCAUUCGACACAGUCGCCCUCUCGCAGUCGCAGCAGCCACCUCUCCACUCGCAGCCAUGAAGUUCGUCGUUGCCCUCGUCGCCGCCCUGGCGUGCAUGCAGGUAAUGGAGGCUCGCGUGCGGCGCGACGCCCCCGCCGCCGCGGACUUCAACACGCUGUUCGAGGCCGCGCAGAGGCACAUCCAGAACCUGACGGCGACCAUCCAGAACGCGCUGCCGUCGCAGGAGGAAGUGCGCACGCAACUGCAGACCCAUGCCCAGACCUUUGCCAACAACCUGCAAGCUGCUGCCACCCAGUUCAACGAGAAGGCCGCCCAGCUGUCCGGCGACGCCCAGACGGCGGUGCGCCAGGCCGCCCAGCACCUCGAGCAGCAAGUGACCAACCUGCGCCAGCAGUUCCCCGACGGCGCCCAGGCCGCCGACAAGCUGAAGACGUCCAUCGAGAGCGCGCUGGCCGAGGCACGCCGCGUGCAGGAGGCCGUGCAGCCCCACGCAGACGCCGUCGCAGAGUCCCUCAAGACUGCCGCGCGCACCGCCGUCGAGCAGGCUACCGUCAUCACCAACCAGGUGCAGCAGUCUGUGCAGCAGGCCGCCAACGCCCAUUAAACGGUGUGUGCAGUGCAGCAGGCCGCCGCCGCCACGCUGACCUGGCCACCGCUCUCUAGCGGCGGCUGCUCCAGCGGCAGAGAGCGCGCCGACCGCCGCGCCGUACCACGCCACGCGCAUGCGCUUGCGACUCGCCCCUCGCCCCUCCGCCAUCUUGUGUAACUUGGGCGCUAGCGCGGCUGUCGCAGUGUUCUCUGCUAUAAUAUUUUCCAAAGAUAAUAAAGGCGUUUUCUAUUAAAAGAACUAUGCUGUCCUGUUUUUAAUACCGCUUUUUGUUCCCUAGUCUUCCAAUAGACCCAUUUGAAAAUGAGCAACGCA